CUUUGCACCCAUCUCCAAUGACUACUCCUUCAAAAUCCUAUACCCCAGACCACCAUCUCGGCACCACGAACUUCAAUCGGCCAUGAAUCCGCAUUCCGUGUGUCCUUCAUCCACUCCUAGACUGACGCCGGUACACUCCCGUCCGCGCACACCUGACUACGACAACAGUGAAAACCACACCCGCAACGACCGCCGUGACAGCUUGUCUCCGGCCCCUUUCGGGCCCAUGCCGAAAUCCACCCAUGUUUGCAUGCACGCACGAUAGCGAUGACGAAGAAAGCACCGGCCAGAAGCAGCCGGUCGUGUGCCACGAUGGUCUGCCAAAUCGAUACCACUGAAUUGGACACCCC
This is a messenger RNA of Paraphaeosphaeria sporulosa, 350 nucleotides long. RefSeq lists its product as uncharacterized. The record is from RefSeq and is a predicted model, not a curated record. Bases 83 to 265 code for a protein of 60 amino acids. The transcript has a single exon. NCBI's taxonomy places the organism in Eukaryota, Fungi, Ascomycota, Dothideomycetes, Pleosporales, Didymosphaeriaceae.